This is a messenger RNA of Synchiropus splendidus (mandarinfish), 1554 nucleotides long. RefSeq names its product pinhead (gene pnhd). Lineage: Eukaryota; Metazoa; Chordata; Actinopteri; Syngnathiformes; Callionymidae. Bases 233 to 1189 code for a protein of 318 amino acids. The record is from RefSeq and is a predicted model, not a curated record. The transcript has 7 exons.
UCGUCCACACACUCCAUCCGGCGGGCUCUCAGGCUGCAGUAGCAGGGGUGAAAGCCUUUGAAGUGGCCCUGGCUCCAGGAACGCUGCCCCACAAAGGCAUUCGGCAUGGAAAUUUGAUUAGCCCUCACUUGCAGAGCCUGCUUUUGGGUGAAAUUGAAGGAUCGCAUAUAAAUAUCAGAGGCGUCAGCGGGCAGAGGAACACUCAGCAUUUGGCAGCCGCGGAGCAGAAACCAUGAAAGUACUCCAACAGUGUCUCCUCAGCCUGUUUGCCCUGCACAUGACCUUGACAGGGGCAUUGAGCAAACACAUCGAUCGACCAAACUUGUUUACACAGAGAGCGUGCUGCAAACGACAGAGCCAUUUCGUCUACGUUGGCCAAGACAUAUCGGGGAGUCCUGUCAGUGUGGAUGUGGGUCUGUGCAGGUCACACUGUGGGGGCACUGCCAGGGCCUCGCAUGAAACUGGGCAGCAGGAAUACUCACAUCAUGCAUCCAUGCUGGAAUUCCUCAGGAGCAAGAAACAGAAAACGCGCAGACCAAGCGCUCCGGAGAGCCCCGAGCCCCGGAGCCAGCUCGCGUCCUGCGGGGUGAACCGGGUGUGCGAGCCCACCGGGAUGCGCGUGGAACGAGUGCUGCUCUUCGAGGGCCCGCGGGAGGUGGAAGUGAUCGAGGAGUGUCACUGCGAGCUCCAGAUGACCCAGUGCAUCCGCGUCCCCGCGCUCCGAACCUACUACUCCGAGACUCCCUACGAGUCAGUGGUGGACGUGGGCGCGUGCUCCCGGUCCAAAGGCUCCCCAGAGGGCUACUCUUGUGUCCCCACCAAGUUUGACUCAGCGCUGGUGGAGACCCCCAACAAGGUCGAUGUGAUCCAGACCGUGGUGGCCUGCGAGCUGAAGGAAAGCUGCUACCGGAUCCCGUACGUGGAGUAUUACUACGAAACAGUCCACCAUGCAGAUGGUGUCAAAGAGGAGAGGCUGAGGGAAAUAGACGUGGGCAGAUGUUUGGGAGGCUGCACGACAGGAAACCGAUGCCUUCUCAGGAGUCCCUCUGACCCGGAACGCUGCCACUUGUGGGCUGAGAAACAGUCCAACUCGUGUGUACCUGAAGGCUACGAGAGCCACAGCUUCAUCAACCAGCACGGCCAGAUGCGGACAGUCCUCGCCAUCACCUCCUGCCUCUGCCAAAUCUGAUCCCAGCGCUCCCUGCUGGAGAACUGUCGCACUACGACCUGGUGACACGAAAACAGACGUCAAUGGUUCUGUUCAAAUCUGCUUUAAUAAUUGUAUUAUAUGUAAUAUAUGUAAAAAUGAUAAUAUUGUAAAUAAAUUUCAUAUCUAAAGAAGCUGGUUCAGAUCCUCGAGUCAUUUGAUACUUUGCAAAGAGACCCCAAAUAGGGUGCCAUUGGAUUUAGAUGAACCAGCAGUACGUACCACUUGAGAGUCUUGUCUAACUGCUUUCUGUGACACCACUGAAGUUACAUCCAUCUUAGUGAGGACCGUCAGUGACAUAAUGCUUUCCCCAGCCUCUCACACUGAACAUAACCAUCCAAAAUAAA